CUUUAGUGUAACAACCUUUCCGAUCGGAAACUCUCCGUGCCAAAGGAACAAGUGCCAUCCAUUUCUAGCGAAGGUAGAGAAAGCCGCCUAUUACAUACCUGCAGAGCAAGGCUUUUUUUCCCCCCAGACGAUUAUGCCGUGUGCAUAAAACGCACAGUGAAAGCCAAAAGAAUGUGGACAUGCAAAACAAGCCUUGAUGAGUAUGAAAAAGUUAAAACUUAAAGAACUUGAGAGUUGUUUGCAACAAGUUGAUGUCUUUGAGAAUCCAAAACUCCUGCUUGAACAAUAUCCGACUCCGCCACAUAUUGCAGCAUGUAUGCUUUAUACAAUUCAUAAUACAUUUGAUGAUAUUGAAAACAAGAUUGUGGCAGAUCUUGGAUGUGGUUGUGGCAUACUGAGCAUUGGAAGUGCCAUGUUGGGAGCAGGGUUAUGUAUAGGAUUUGAUAUAGAUGCCAAUGCACUGGAAGUAUUUAACAGGAAUGCUGAAGAAUUUGACCUUACAAAUGUUGACAUGGUUCAGUGCAAUGUAUGUUCUUUGCCUGAUAAAAUGUCCAAAACAUUUGAUACAGUUAUUAUGAAUCCUCCUUUUGGAACUAAGCACAAUAAAGGUAUGGAUAUGGCUUUUCUCAAGACAGCUGUGCAAAUGGCAAGAAUAGCUGUGUAUUCCUUACACAAAACAUCAACUCGACAACAUAUUCAGAAAAAAGCAGAUGAAUGGAAUAUAGGAAUGGAAGUUGUAGCAGAACUGAGAUAUGACCUACCAGCAUCAUAUAAAUUCCACAAGAAAAAAUCAGAUUACUGAUGCAAUCAAAUGAUGUGGCUCCUAAUCUUUCAGUGACAAGUUGAUGUGUUGUAUGAUAAAUAAGGAAGACUUACAAGUGAGAAUCCCUACUCAGAAAAGAUUGAUGCUGUCAGAGAAGAAGAUAAAACCAACAAUAUUAACCUCGUAAAAGGAAUGCAAAGCUGGGGUGCAUAAUAACAAAUGCUAGGAGAAUCAUGCAGAUUUCCCUGUUGCAAAAUCACUGCCGAUCCAGAUGGGUAGCAGAAUUAUUAGAAUGCAGUAUUAUGUUUUAUUUGCAUAAGCAUUCAACCUUGAAAGAAUAUGGUAUUACUGAUUUAAGUACCAAACCCCAGUGCACAUAAAUAAGAGUGUAAAAUUCUGUGUUUGGGGCUGUGCAGGAUUUUAGUACCGGUGCAUAAAGUAAAAAAGAUGCUUUGGAGUGUGCAGGAAGACACAUUUAGCCUAUGCCUAAAACUCCUUAAGUCAAACUUGGGAUCUUGUGCCAAGCAACUGUGUAAUCAUAGGAAAAUCUACAUAUUAAAGCAUUUGCAGACAAGUAUAAACUGAGCAUCUGUACAAACCCCAAAUUCAUUUUGCCUUCAGAUUGAAAGGCCUAUGCAAUCUUUCUGUUUAGCACACACAUUCCAUUCUACCUGCAUUCUCAAGUCACUAUUAACUAUUUAGCUAACAACAGUGAACAAGCAAAACAAAAUAUAGUAUUUCUAGAGUCCUCCACAGCGGUACCAGGAAGAGUAUUUACAAGAUAGGAAGCAUCCUAUAUCUGUUCUGUUUUAAUUUGCUUUUUGUCUAUCACAAGUAGAGUAGUUGGGAAGAACAGGAAUAAUAUGGAUCUAGCUAUUUGGUUAAGACAAGUUCAGCCCACAAAUCCAAGAAGAUGGAUCACAAUUAUAAUAAACUCUCAAAUUAGCACAUUUACUUGUGGAGGGUGCACGUUAGAAAUUAAAACUAAAUGAGAUUUUUCACAUGUAGAGAAGCAUAGAAUCGAUGGACAUCUUUUGUUCAUAAUACAUUACAAUACUAUUUUUAGGGUCUCUGAAAUAAAAGUUGUUAUGGGCAGGGUGUAUUCAUGAUUGGCUUUACUAGAUCAAAUCCCUUGUUCCUAUAUCACAUAAUGUAAUCUAUAUUGGAUUUUGCUAUAUGAAGAGCAGAAGCUAUAUUUAGACACCUCUGCACUAAAACCUAAAGCAACAUCUGUUUAUUGGAGUCGACACUUUGUCAUUGUCAUACAAAGAAAAGUAUUAUAUUUUGAGAAAAUUCUAUUGCAACACUGAAGACAAGUAUAAAAUUGGAGUUAAGUGCUCAUGGUAACUCUACAUAGUUGCUUUAUUUUAUUUAUAGAUUUUUUUUUCUUCCAAUAAACUAAAGGUAGCAAUACAAUUUGAUACAUCUGUAACUGAACACAAAGAUUCACAAAAUUUGAAUACACAAGAUACUGAUAUUUGUUAUACACUACUCAAUAAAAGUUUUGUACAUAACAGAUAUUAGGAUACAGUUCUGAUUCUUCAGCCUUUUCUUUCAGCCUAAUUAUAGGCUCACUCAUCAGAUAUUUUUUUAAAACUGCAUGUUAAAUCAGGCACUAUUCCAAGAAAGAAUCUCAAAAUGUAUUUUUCUUCUUUGUCUUACAGGUAGACAUCAAAGUAGAUUUUAUCAGAUUCUCUUGUGGGGGAAAAAAGAUGGAUGGUGGAAUGACUUAAAACUGUAUUAAAAUAAUAAAAAUUGCAUUAAAUGGUUUUUGAAGUAUUACAA
This is a messenger RNA of Pantherophis guttatus, 2548 nucleotides long. RefSeq names its product methyltransferase 5, N6-adenosine (gene METTL5). NCBI's taxonomy places the organism in Eukaryota, Metazoa, Chordata, Lepidosauria, Squamata, Colubridae. The record is from RefSeq and is a predicted model, not a curated record. Gene Ontology annotation, biological process: rRNA methylation. Gene Ontology annotation, molecular function: rRNA (adenine-N6-)-methyltransferase activity; nucleic acid binding.